This is a messenger RNA of Haemonchus placei, 1038 nucleotides long. NCBI's taxonomy places the organism in Eukaryota, Metazoa, Nematoda, Chromadorea, Rhabditida, Trichostrongylidae. The record is from the annotation of a GenBank genome assembly.
AUGGGGGAGUACGUAGACGAUUCGGAUUCGGAAAGCAGCUCAUCAUCCGAGGUUUCUGAUAUGCAUUACGCCAAGGGUGUAAUGACGAUCGUCUACAUUGCUGUGUUCAUAAUUGGAACCCCUGGGAAUCUGUGGAUCAUCUUCAAACUUAUUCAAGCCAGACUUCUAAGCAAAGUCACAGUUGGGUUGACCAUCUCGCAGCGGUCAAGGAUUUACAUCUUUGCCCUCGCCUGCUCUGAUCUCGUUUUAUUGCUCACAUUACCGCUCACCGCCAGUUAUAAUUACAAAGGAACAUGGAUCUUCGGAGAAUUCAUGUGCUACGCUCAUUUGACGAUAGAAAUUGUCGCCAAACUCUUCUCCAUCGUCUUGCUUACCGUGAUGAGUCUCGAGCGAUACUUCAUCGUUUGCACAAGAUUGAGGACGGCUUGCGAUUCAUGGAUGACCACCGUGCCAUUAGUCGUUGGCACGUUGUUCUGUGUGGUAGUGCCGUCCACGUUCCAUUUCUUUCACAUCAUCCAUCAUCAAUUCACCAUUCCGGGAAUGGAACAUAUCACCGUGUGUAUCCCGAAUAUGGACGAUCACGUCUUCAAUAUGUAUGCACAGUAUACGUUUGUCGUCGGCUUUGUGGUACCAUUCUUUCUGAUGACCGUCUGCUACAUCCUUCUUGUUCGCCACGUGCGAGCUAAAUUCAAGAACCGAAAAGUUGCAGUGAGCUCAACAAAGACACUUCGUGAACCGCGAUACAUGCAUGAAAUGCGCAAGUCCAUCUGGCGGAUAGCAGUGUUCCAUUUCGUCUGUUGGGCACCAUUCUGGGCGUUUGCCAUCGUGCCGCACUAUAUCGCUCAGCUUUGGGGCCACGCAUUUCUCGAGCGAUUACCUGGAUGGUACAUUUAUUGUCGCUUGUUCGCCAACUGCCUUCCCUACAUUAAUGCAGCCGGUAACUGGAUACUGUAUGCCGUACUGAAUAAUGAUGUGCGGAAGCACAUUUAUAGUAGGCCACAUCAACGUUUUCUAUUCACUUCAAUCUCGACGGUGUAG